Messenger RNA from Brassica rapa (field mustard), 1937 nucleotides. RefSeq lists its product as uncharacterized. The record is from RefSeq and is a predicted model, not a curated record. Lineage: Eukaryota; Viridiplantae; Streptophyta; Magnoliopsida; Brassicales; Brassicaceae.
UAAAAAAAGGGGGAAAAACCAAAAUAGCUUCUAAAAAUAAAAAUAAUCUCACCCACCGUCGAGGGUAAUUCCGUAAAUUUCCAACAGAACUCCAUUCCCGCGGCGUAGCAAGAGGGUAGUUCUGUAAAUUAAGCAAUAUCCACUCGUCGGAGUUAGUUUCACGGUGUCGUCGUCUCUCUCCUUCAAUUAAAAAAAAAAACAUGAAACUGAAUCGCGGCGGUGGAGAGCACGGCCACCACCACCACCACCACAACCACCACGAGGCCCUGAAGUUUUCCAGUUUCUUCUUCAUGCCGGAGCGGCCACGCGAGUAUCUCCUUCUUUUCACUCGCUUCUCCGUCCUCACCUGCCUCAUCGUCUCCGUCUCUCUCGUUCUCCGCACCACUUUUCUAUCCUCCUCCGCGCCGGAAUAUUCCUCCUCUUACGGUCUCCGAUUCCCCGCCGUGCCACAGAAAGCCAUAGCUCUCCCGCCGACAAGAUCCACCGGGCCGGUUACCAUCUCCCACAUCCAGUUCUGCAUCGCCGGAGCAGCCGAGACCUGGCUCGAUCGGAGCCAAUACACCUCCUUAUGGUGGCGAAACACCACUCGUGGAUUCGUCUGGCUCGAUAAACCGGUUAAGAUCCCCGAUAACCAAUCCGAUAACCGAUUCUCAAUCCCGGUUCGAGUUUCCGAUCCAGGCUGGACCCGGUUCAGAUUCUCCAGCUCGCAAGCCGCGGUUCGGAUCGCACGCGUGAUCUGGGAUAGCUACCGUCUGAACCUCCCCGACGUGCGGUGGUUCGUGAUGGGAGACGACGACACCGUCUUCUUCCCGGAGAAUCUCGUCAAGGUCCUCUCGAAGUACGACCACGAGCAGAUGUGGUACGUCGGGGGGAACUCGGAGAGCGUCGAGCAGGACGUGAUGCACGCGUACGACAUGGCGUUCGGCGGCGGCGGUUUCGCGAUCAGCCGCCCGCUCGCGGCGCGUUUGGCGAACGCGAUGGACGGGUGUCUCCAGCGGUAUUUCUACUUCUACGGCUCGGAUCAGAGGAUCGCGGCUUGCGUUAGCGAGAUCGGCGUUCCGUUCACCGAAGAACGCGGGUUUCACCAGCUUGACAUAAGAGGAGAUCCAUACGGGUUUCUAGCAGCGCAUCCAUUAACACCUCUUGUAUCGCUGCAUCACCUCGUAUACUUAGAUCCGAUGUUCCCUAACAAAACCCCCAUCGAGUCUUUACAAGCCCUUAUGAAACCCUACACGUUAGACCCGCAUAGAAUACUACAACAGAUUCAUUGCUACGACCGCAAGCGUCAAUGGUCCAUAUCCAUCUCGUGGGGAUACUCCAUUCAGAUAUACACUUACUUCUUGACCGCUAAGGAGCUGGAUACGCCGUUGCAGACUUUCAAAACUUGGCGGUCUUCGAGCGAUGGACCUUUCACGUUUAACACCCGGCCCUUGAAACCUGACCCGUGUGAGCGACCCGUGACUUAUUUCAUGGAUGGAGCAGAGGAUGUGAGGGAUAGUGGGACGAAGACUUGGUAUAGCGUAGGGGAUAAGAAGUAUGGGCAUUGCGGAAAGAGUGAGUAUUCUCGGGUGACCAAAGUGAAGAGGAUAUUGGUGACCUCGAUGAAGAUGGAUCCUGAGUAUUGGAACAAGGCACCACGAAGACCGUGUUGCGAGGUAAUGGAAGGAAGAGGAAGAAGAAAGGAGGAGGAAAUGUCGAUAAGGAUUAGAAAGUGCAGAUCUGCGGAGAUGAUAUAAAAGCAACGUUUUGGUUAGAGAGAAACAUUUGCACAUACGACUUCAUUUAGAUUCAAUCAUAGUUGGUUUCCUAAAUUUCUGGUACCAUGAAGUGACGAUUUACUCUUAUCAAUACCUGGUCUCAUGUGUAUUUCAGUCUGCAAACGUUCGUCUCUUUGUAUUAUUAGUCAAAAUAAUAUCAAAACUCCAUAGUUAUACACU